Messenger RNA from Aspergillus ibericus CBS 121593, 478 nucleotides. RefSeq lists its product as uncharacterized. The transcript has a single exon. NCBI's taxonomy places the organism in Eukaryota, Fungi, Ascomycota, Eurotiomycetes, Eurotiales, Aspergillaceae. Bases 36 to 350 code for a protein of 104 amino acids. The record is from RefSeq and is a predicted model, not a curated record.
UGCCGCUGGGUAAUUUCCGUCCCGUAUGGUUCCGUAUGGUACGGCCUCUUACUCCGGCUGCUUCCCUCCUUCGAUGUACUCCGAACUUAUCGACUGCUUCCUACCCAACGGCCAAUAAUCCCAAGCAACUAUCCGAUUACCAACCUGUUGUCCUCCUGUGGCCCCGCGGCCAAUGCACCCCCUCUUCCCCUUCCUUUCUCUUCUUUCCUCGUUUCUCUUCGAUUUCACUAUCAAAGAAUAUCCCCGGUUGGGCUUCAAGGCUAGCGUCUCUUCAGCAGGAUACCAUGACAAACCAUAGAGGGGUUCUCUCCGACUUGGCUGUCUCCUCCUUAUUGCGCUUAUUUAUCUGAUUCUGCUGUGGACGAAUCGUCUGUUCCAGGCCGAGAUCACUAAGCUCCCUAGUUCCCCUCAGCCUGUCAGCCGAUGGAGCCCGACAGAAAACGGUUCCGGCCUAAUGUGACUAGAUGCCAAUAUGGAG